This is a messenger RNA of Clonostachys byssicola, 2916 nucleotides long. The record is from the annotation of a GenBank genome assembly. Lineage: Eukaryota; Fungi; Ascomycota; Sordariomycetes; Hypocreales; Bionectriaceae.
AUGGCGGAUCGCAAUCUUUACACGACGUAUAAGAGGGACACCAAGUACUUGGUCUACUGGAUGAUCCAUGCCUCCAACCAUAUCCUUCGUGGCUUGGAGAAGCCUGAGCAUGACUCGUUGAGCCUCAACACCACGGGGCAGACCACUGUUUCCGGCCUGGUCGCCAUGUCCAAACUGAUCGCCGCCCAUGUGAUCCCUGUCCCGUCAAUCAUUCAGCGAUUGCUCAAGUCCAUAAUCGACGCCCGCUCCCAAGUCCACUCGCUCUUUGAAAAGCUGGCAGGAGACGACCCGGACCCAGAGCUUGCAAGGAGCAAUGCCUCCCACAAGCACUUCAUUGACGCCCUCAAGGAAGCUUUUGAUGCCCUGGGCGGGUCCACCUGGACAUCCUCGCAGUCGGGGACUCCGGAUGAAGAGGCUGAUCUAGAUGAGUUCAUUCUUUCAAACAAGUUCUCUGCCUUGGGAGUAACCACCGGCCAAGCUGAAGAGAGUGAAUCCGAUGCAGAAGAUUCCGAGCCUGAGAUACACAACGCACCCCGCAGACGACAAGCCCCCAGGGCCGGAAAGGGCAAAAAGGGCAAAGGAAAGAAGAAGGGACGUUCUAAGAAGGCAUCUGGGCGUGCAAAAUCCACAUUACGAGAAGCUGAUUUGGACGAUGUGCCGUUGGAGAGCUUCCGCAUCAUUGAAGACUUCAAUGAGGGCCAGAAAGAGGGACCCGGAAUCAUGACCGACUACUUGGUUGCCGUGUACGAUGUUUUCCGAGAAAUUAUCGCCGUCAGAUCAUAUACACAGGACCUCUGGUGGGAGGUAGCAUACGAUGACUUGAAUAGCGCCGUAGCUGCGGCUGUCUCGAGCAUGGCUAUUACUGCUGUUCGGAAAAUGGCUACACAAAUCUUUGUAGAUUUUCCAGGCAACGACUCUUUUGACGCCAUUCUGCAAACAAUUACCAGGGGAAACCCUGAAAAGCUCAAGAAGAACUUCGCGAUAUCUUUGUUGACAGCUGCGGAUGAUAACGCAGACGUGAGAAAGGUCCGCGAGAGCUAUGUAGAUAUCGAGGAGCAAUUCCUCAUGUAUGUCUACAAGGAUUUCUGUGAUUUCAUUACCGAUUUCCGCUUGAAUCGCACCGGGAAACCGACAAAACGAAUGCAGACAGAGCUGGCGAAUUGGGAUCCCAAAUUCAACCUUGAAAGGGCGACCCUAGAGGAUAGGAUCAAAUGGCGGCGUUCUUACACCAUCAACUGGUUGUAUGACCUUGUUAACCUGUUUUCCUCGAUCGUCGUUCAACGCAUUACUGUCAAAGGAGAAAAGCAUGAUCUCGCCACAGUGGAUUGGUCAACCAGCGGUCCAUGGCAUCAGCACCGCAGGCUAUUCGGUCUCAAUGAAUUUGCCGGCUUCGUCACAUCGCUAGCCUUCCAAAACCCAUCAGCAGACCUGAAAUCCAAGAUUCAACCCCACCACGUCUUCCAGCUUCAGUGUAUCGUGGAUUCCAUGACGGUGUCUCGUGGAUGGCGAGUAAACUGUCUCUAUGGCCAUAUCAUUACUGCCCCUCCCCCAAAAUUCUUUCCACGACGGGAUGUUGAUCUCUUCCUGGAUCGGCACAACAAGACCCAAGCCGGUUUCCUACAGGGCGAAUUCGUUCUCAGGCAACUCCUCGAACGCGAUGCAGCAAGUCGUGGUAAACCAAAUCUUCAUGAAGCAGCGCUCACGGUAUUGGAAGCGAUCAGGGUUGACUUCAUCGACUGGCUCGGUGAGACGAAAUACAAGUAUGGGCUGAACACCAUUCCACCUUCGCGAUUCACCAGCACGAAUGCGAAUGGAUUGUACGAGUAUUCGCCAUUCUUGUGCGGUGCUGGGCUCUUGGAGGGGCUAGAGUUGGCCUAUCUGAUUGGCGUUUACAUCUGGGACACGGCCCCGGAACUCGCGAUGGUUAUUCAUCUUCACAACAUGCUCGAGAAGAAAGGCUUUCUGAAAAAUCCGGUCGGACUCUGGUCCUCCAUUGCGGGACUUUUUGCCAGUUCCCUGUUUGCCAAUACCAAAACACUACCCACUUCCAACUUUGCUCAGGCUUUUCUCGAUCACGCCCAAAAGAGGGACAUUCGAGCCAGGGCCAGGAACAAAGGCGCUGCAGAUCUUGUUGGUGCUCUUAAUCCCCAGGCUAACAUGUUCUUCAAAACCAAACCGCACACGCAAAUUCUCAGAGAAGCGGGAUGGGAUCCAGAGAGAGUUCCUGACAGCGACGUCUUGUUUCCAUCCAUCCUCGCUGCCCAGCGGCUCUCCCAACUCAAAAGACUGAGGGAUCCGGUAACCGGAAAGAUGAAGGUGGAAGAGACCGAAUUGGUGCGCAGAGCGAAAAAGUACGGCAUGAGCGAAGAUGAAAUAACCGCCCUUGCCUCUUCGGUCGACACUCUUGCCUCUAUGCAUGCUUGGGAUGACCUCAAAACCCAACAAGUGGAAAGAUAUAUGGAUACUGCACCGGAGAUGGCAGGUUUGACCACAAGCUAUCCCCGGAAUAAGAAAGAUGUGACGACGACAGACUAUCUAGAACAGUCUAAGUGGGACAUCUUUACAGCCAUAAAUGGCAACAUGCCCGUCAUGGGAUUGAGCUUCCUAUGGCCUACCACCAUUGUCUACAUGUUUUUCAUGACCGUGGAAGAGGAACUCUGCAAAACCCGAAAUCCCCUGUACAUCAAGUCGUUUGAGAACGCGAAGUAUUCCGGAGACAAGCGAAUGGCUCUAGUCCUUGGUGCUUUGAAAGAGGACGAUGAGGAGUGCCUGCGCGUGAUGGCCAGAGUGUUCGACAAAUUGCGAGCUGGCUUCGUUUCGCACAUGUACUGGAAGGAUGUGGAAACGGUCGAGGAAAGGCUGGAACGAAUACAGAAAAGGGAUGAUUCUGAAGUUCCUGAUUGUACCAUAAUGUAG